CUCUUCCUUUCUUUUGGUGGCCGUGAUUAAUGUACUCCUGCUUUAACUCUCCUAAACCAAAAUUGGACCUACACAGAGUCCAUUUUGCAUUCAUUUUUGCCUUCUUAACUGACUUUUUUCCCUUCCUAAUUCACCUCCCGCCUUAUUGAUUUCCCCGCCCUUCCCAGCACUAACUCCUCCAUUUUGUUUCGUCCCCCUCCCUCUCUUUCAUGUUAAGGACGUGGUGGUGGUCGGCGAGGAGAACUUCACCACGCCGUGCUACGUCCAGAUGGACGACGAGGCCUGCCACAUCCUGACGGAGACCCUGGCACCUACUGCCUGGUGGCCAGCCCCUCAGCGCCUCCACCACCAAGCGCCUCAAGCUGGCAAUCUUCGGCCCCGUCACCUGCUCCGCCAUGGAGUACCACAUCAGGGUGUACUGCUGGACGACACGCAGGACUCCCUCAAGGAGGUCCUGCAGAUGGAGAAGCAGAUGGGGGGGAAACUCCUUGACGAGCCAAAGACCCUGAACUUUAAAGACAGCACCCACAACCUGAGGCUGUCCAUCCACGAUAUCCCCCACACCAUGUGGAAGAGCAAGCUGCUGGCCAAGUACCAGGAGCUGUCCUUCCAGCAGGUGUGGGCGGGGUCCCACAGGAACCUCCACUGCAGCUUCGCCCUGGAGCGCUUCUCCCCCCGCCACCGCCUCCCUGGCCUGCAAGCUGUGUGUGCGUCAGGUGGAGGGGGAGGGCCAGAUCUUCCAGCUGGACACCACCCUCGCUGAGGACACACAGAACAUCGACACGUCCUUGCUGGACCCGGCCAGUAACAUCACCACGCUGGUGGGGCCCAACGCCUUCCGCAUCCCCGUGUCGGUGCGCCAGAAGCUGUGCGGCAGCCUGGACGCCCCCCCAGACCCGCGGCAACGACUGGAGGAUGCUGGCCCACAAGCUCAGCCUGGACCGGUAUUUAAACUACUUUGCCACCAAGUCCAGUCCUACGGGAGUGAUCUUGGACUUGUGGGAAGCCCAGCAUUUCCCCGACGGGAACCUCCACCGCCUGGCCCAGGUCCUCGAGGAGAUGGGACGCCAUGACAGCCUGUUCCCCAUGGCAACCGACCACUGACACCACCACUUGCACCACCACCACCUACAGCUCCUCCACCACGCAACUCCGAGAGAAUAUGGCAUUCAACAGGAUAUGACAGGGCAACAAGAUGACCCAAGAGAAAUGAUACGAUUUUUUGCCCCAAAUGUUGACAAUAUACAACACUACCCACACAUGCACACAUACAUACUUGUGCACACAAAGACAUAGACACACACACACACAAACACACACAAGAUGGAACACUCGAACACUGUAAGAACGCUAGCUUGGCUUAUUCAGCAGUGGCCCGGUGUAAGCAACUAAAAGGGUCUCAAAACUUGAAGUGUAAACAGAAAUGUCUGUCGCUCCUCUCUCUCUCUCUCUCUCUCUCUCUCUCUCUCUCUCUCUCUCUCUCUCUCUCUCUCUCUCUGUCUUUCACACUCUCUCUCUCCUACUCGAUUUUUCCAUCUCAGUCUUACUCUGUAGGCCGUUUUUUGUUCUUAAUGCUACCACUUCAUAUUUCGUGCUUCUAGUUUCCUUGGAAACAGCCGUGAGGGUGUUUGGAUUGACUUGGCCAUCUAGAUAUUUGGAUACUGGCAAACCACGUCGGACAACAACUCCAGCGGUGGAGAAUGCGAGCUGGAGUCGAUGAAUGGCAGGGAAAGCUUUCAUUAGCUUUGAUUAAAAGGGACACCGUUUAUUCCUCUCCUCCUCUGGUGAACUAUCGGCAGUGUCAGUGAUAAACACAUUCUGUGAUAACAUAGUAUUUAAUACCACAUUUAUUUAUGCGUGAAUAUAUUACUUUUUUCGUUGUAGUUUUUAUGUGUCCUUCGAAUCAAUGUUGGUGUUUUUUCUGCUGCCGUCGCAUUUGGGUUAUGAUGUAGCGGCCCCUGGUGGAUUCCUGAGGUACUGACACGUUUUUGUCAGUCAAACAAACACAAAGAGACUACAUGUACAUAAGUCGGGUGUUGAAGCUGUAAUCAUAUUACAGUACUAUGUUUUGAAUUAAGUGUCAAUGCUUUCAAUAGUUAUUUUAUUACUGUUGAUUUAUAACUAUGUUUGUUUUCCUUUUAUUUUAUGAAAGAUUUGAUCUAUUUUAUUUUUGGAUCAGACCAGUCCAUUGCCACAUGUAAACAGUGAGACAGACUCUACGUUGAACUAAAUUAAAUCAUGACUUAUUUGCUGUGAUUUCUGCCCCAUUUCUGGAUAUCAACCACACGAUAAAAAAAAACAAAGAGGAGAGGCAGAUAUGUAAGCAUAUAUACGAUUGAUUUGUCAAUAUUAUAAUAUUUUUUUAGCAACAAUGCAACUAAAAACAGAAGAUUGCCUUUUACCAAAUAACUGAUUUACACAAUAUGGGGUUUAAUUGAUACCUCGGUCAAGUCAUUUAUGUGUUUUUUUACGGCCAGAAAUGAAUGAUAUUUGGAGAGGGAAUGUAUAAUACUGUUAAUCAAAGACAUAGCUCGGAGACAGAGGGAAUAGGGCCGUACAGCUCAAUAAUUGUUUUGUAUUCAUGACUGUUUCUUGACCAUCUAUUUCGCAAAGCCGUCUAUGCAAAUGUUGGAUCCUUUCACAAAAAUCUUUCUCGUACAUUUUCAAGUGGUCGUCUUUCACAUCCCAUAGUUGUUUUUUUAAAGCUUUACAAUUUCUGUUAUAAAAAUUAUUAUUGCUUUGAUUAUUAUUAUUAUUAUUAUUAUUAUUAUUAUGUAUAGUGUGAUCAUUCUGUUACUGGCAAUUGCUUGCAUUUCAUCUGUCAAGUUAUUGUACAAAGUGUAAGAAAGAAUUUUUAAGACUAAUAAUAAAUUAUAUUUAUAUGCAACACUGAA
Gadus macrocephalus (Pacific cod) is the source of this 2894-nucleotide messenger RNA. RefSeq names its product netrin receptor UNC5C-like. Lineage: Eukaryota; Metazoa; Chordata; Actinopteri; Gadiformes; Gadidae. The record is from RefSeq and is a predicted model, not a curated record. Gene Ontology annotation, cellular component: membrane. Gene Ontology annotation, molecular function: netrin receptor activity. The transcript has 5 exons. The coding region runs from base 269 to 763 and encodes 164 amino acids. Gene Ontology annotation, biological process: netrin-activated signaling pathway.